Ixodes scapularis (black-legged tick) is the source of this 2504-nucleotide messenger RNA. Its product is annotated as cytochrome P450 3A6. Gene Ontology annotation, molecular function: heme binding; monooxygenase activity; oxidoreductase activity, acting on paired donors, with incorporation or reduction of molecular oxygen. Bases 268 to 1860 code for a protein of 530 amino acids. The record is from RefSeq and is a predicted model, not a curated record. The transcript is spliced from 15 exons. Lineage: Eukaryota; Metazoa; Arthropoda; Arachnida; Ixodida; Ixodidae.
CAAGUCAUUCGCGCUCGCUCGAUAACCAGUCGUUCCCCCUUUUUUUCUUUUUUUCUUGGAAGUUUCUUCUCGAGGCGACACCCGUGGGCGAGAUAGGAACGCGGCGGCUGCGGCCGUAGAAGGACCCGGUUGUAAACACUUAUCAGUGCACCCUCCAGCUGGCAACAUUUGGAAGGCGAGGAGGUUGAGACACAGCAAGUGUUUACCAGACUGUCUUCGCAUUCACUGGCGCGUGUUGCUCGGCUGAAAGGCAGCGUCUUCUCAAAGAUGGCGGCCCCCGUCUGGGUUGCCUUUUUGGCCGUUCUCGUCGUCUGGUACUUCUUCUGGCGCAAAAGAAAGCUCGCGGUGUUCAAAACCAUGGGAAUUCCAGGACCCGCUCCGAGUUUCUUCACGGGAAAUAUGUCGGAAAUACUCAAGAAGGGCUCUGUCGUGACUUUCAGUGAAUGGAUCAAGCAGUACGGAGACCUCGUAGGAUUCUUCAAUGGUGGCACCCCAGUUUUGAUUGUGAAGAACGUAGAUCUGCUAAAGAAGAUUCAGAUAAAGGACUUUGGAAACUUCACCUGCAGAGGCGUCGUCUCAGCCGUCUCAAAGAACCAUAAUCUAUCAAGACGGGCUUUGACUAACGUGCCCGGAGAGCGAUGGAAGGAGGUGCGAAGCCUUCUCAAGCCAGCCUUCAAGGCCAGCAACAUGAAACAGGUGGUCGCGCUCCAGCAGAGCUGCAUCGAGGAGUUGAUGAGCGUCAUCGCAACCAAAACCAACAGCGGCCAGUCGGUUGACAUGCGGCGGAUCUUCCAGAAUCUUUCGUUCGACGUCAUCACUCGUGCAGCGUUCGGAGCGAGGACAAACAUUCAAACAACCCCUCGAGGUUCCGAAGGAGACGUCUUGAUGACCGCGGCGCUCGAUAGCCUUCGGCAGUUCAACACAGGGUGGCUUACCUACAUCGCAAACUGCCUUCCUGAGUUUUCUCCCCUAUGGCGAGUUCUGCUUUACUUCGGAUCUGGAUACAUGAAACUACCGUUGGACCAGAUGCAAGAUAACAUGCUUCCUCUCAUUCACACUCGUCGACUAAAACCAAAUGCUCGUGCUGAAGACUUGCUCCAACUGAUGCUAAAUGCUGAAGCUGAUGCUGAUGCUUCUGUGGAUGUGGAUAAGCUUACUGUGGAAUACGAAAAUGAAUCAAUGCCCGAGCGGGCGGAACAAUCUACCAAGAUUAACCAAAAACGUCGGAUGACGACUGAGGAGAUCCAGGCAAACGCCUCGACAUUCCUCAUUGCUGGAUUUGAAACGACUGGUACAACACUGGCAUUCAGCGCUUAUCUUCUGGCAAAGCAUCCAGACAUUCAAGAUAAGACAAGAGAGGAAGUCAAGUCAAUAAUUGAGAAGGAGAAUGGAUUAACCUACGAUGGCGUGUUCAGCAUGCGAUUGCUGGAUCAAGUGAUAUCGGAGGUCCUCCGGCUCUACCCGCCCGUCGUGGGUUUCAUCACAAGAAGAUGUGACAACGAAUACGAAUAUGAAGGUCUGAAAAUUCCCAGUGGUAUCACUGUGGUGGUUCCUGCUUAUCAACUUCACCAUGAUCCAGAGUACUGGGAAAAUCCAGAAGAAUUUGAUCCCGAAAGAUUCAGCCCCGAGAACAAAGAUAAAAUCGAGCCGAUGGCCUAUCAACCAUUUGGUAACGGACCACGCAACUGUGUAGCUAUGAGGUUCGGCCAACUCACACUGAAGAUGACCUUGGCUAAAUUGCUCUCGAAAUACAAAUUCACACUUGAUGAAGAGCGCCACAAGAACGGAUUAAAGAUUGGAUCUUCGUUCACGCUGGCGUAUCCGGAAGGAGGUGUCUGGAUAUACAUCAACGAGCUGUAGAGGUGUCUCCCGGAUGCAGAGCAAGCGUGGUGUGUGUCAUGCAGCACGGGGAAAAUUCAAGCAACUUGCAAUAGGAGCGACCGGACCAGCUGUCUCACCUCUGUCGCCCCUUAUACUCCGCCAGCUAGCGGCAGGCGGCGCAGAAUUUCCGGGACGCGAUGCCACCGAGCUAGUCUACGGUUUACGCGGGGUUGCUAUUAUGAGAAAACUUAAGGCAGUUAGGAACCCAGAAAUCAUGUAUCGUGACACACACUUGUCAAAGAAAGAGCUUUUUCAUGAAUGAGACUACAAACAUAAUGUGAGGACAUUCAUUGAAAUUCAGUGCGCCUGCGAGCUUAAUACAUGUCAAAUUAUGCGUAUGCGAACGAAUACAAGUUUUUUUGCAACUUUCGAAUGAGCAAUGCCGACAUAAUAAAAAACUUUUGUUCACUCAAUGACUUUCACAGCUGGGGGACGAUUGUUUUCCCCAAAUGUGCAGCUAAAUGAAGAUGCGUGCGAGGAAAUGCCGGCCGUCGGCUGACCCUCACGUCGUUGCAUAUCGCAACUGAAUAUAUAAUCGAAACCCGGCUCAUUUUACGAAUCUAUAGCAAUUGAUUUCACAGGUAGUUCGCAAAUACGUGCUGAAUAAACGUAUUCCCGUCAAA